Messenger RNA from Gallus gallus (chicken), 5744 nucleotides. It is a transcript of the gene LRGUK, whose product is annotated as leucine rich repeats and guanylate kinase domain containing. Gene Ontology annotation, cellular component: cytosol. The transcript is spliced from 19 exons. Gene Ontology annotation, molecular function: GMP kinase activity; protein binding. The record is from RefSeq and is a predicted model, not a curated record. Lineage: Eukaryota; Metazoa; Chordata; Aves; Galliformes; Phasianidae. Bases 110 to 2260 code for a protein of 716 amino acids.
GACAACGAGAGAGUAAACAAGAUGGCGGAGGCCUGGGCUGAGGGCUGAGCUCGGGUGCGAAGCACCGAUAACGCAGCUUUCUCUGCCUCUCUGCUCCUUCUCACGGUUCAUGGCGGGGAUCGAGGAGAAGCAAGGAGAGGAGCUGCCUGUUCCUUCUGACCGCCAGCACGACCUCUCCCAGGGGCUCUCCGAGGGGCCCGGCUUGCAGCACAGUCCCCCUCACCAAGAGGAUGAAGAGGAGGAGAACGACGAUGAGCUCAAGGAAUUGAAACCCACAGAGGAGCAUUUGGAAGGAAUAUUGGAUGAAGACACUGUGGCUGAGGGUCUCCACAAGCUGGGGCGCUCAGCACCUGGUACUGAAUACGUUUAUCUUAAUCUGUCACUUUCAGGUCAUGAGUUGAGUGACAUUAACAUUCUCUCCAGAUACGUUCACCUACAGAAGUUGGAACUUUCAUAUAAUAAAAUCAAUGAUCUUUCUUGUGUCAGUCAGAUGCCUUAUUUACUAGAACUGAAUGCUUCCAACAACGAAUUGACUACAUAUUUUGGUUUUAAGCCACCGAAAAAUCUCAAGGAAGUAGAUUUUUCACACAAUCAAAUACCUAAAAUGCAAGAUUUGUCAGCAUACCAGUUACUAACUAAACUCUUGCUGGACUUUAAUAACAUAGAGGAGAUAAGAGGACUGGAGAAGUGUCAUAGCCUGACUCAUCUUAGUCUGUCACACAACAGACUCACAGCAAUUAGUGGCCUUGGGAACUUACCUAUCAGAAUACUCAAUCUGAGCUUUAACCUGCUUGAGAAGACAGCUGGGUUGGAGAGCUUGAAAAGUCUAUGGAAGCUGGACCUUUCUAGCAAUAAGAUAACUAGUCUAGAAGGCUUGGAGGGACAUGAUCUACUAGAGGUGAUCGAUCUAGAGGAUAACAAGAUUGCUGAGCUGAGUGAACUUGAAUGUAUUCAAGAUCUGCCUCUCCUCGGGACUUUAAAUCUUUUAAAAAAUCCUGUGCAGGAACAAAGAGAUUAUUGGCUCUUCAUGAUUUUCAUGUUGCAACAACUAACAGAACUGGAUCUCAAGAAGAUUUCAGUGGAAGAAAAGGUUGAUGCUGUGAAUCAAUAUGACCCUCCUCCAGAAGUUGUUGCUGCUAAAGAUCAUAUGACUCAGCUUAUGUAUAGCAUGCUGCAGCCCCAGAGAAUCUUUGACAGCACUCUACCUAGUCUCGAUGCUCCCUACCCCAUGCUGGUAUUGGUUGGCCCUCUCGCCUGUGGGAAGAGAGAGCUUACUCAUAGGAUCUGCAGACAGUUCAAUAAUUUCUUCAGAUAUGGUCCCUGUCACACCACCAGGGCAGCUUAUUUUGGUGAAGAAAACAGACUUGAUUAUCAUUUUGUUUCUCAAGAAGCAUUUCAGAAAAUGUUGAAGGCGGGGAAGUUUAUAGUAACCUUUAAAUACAGUGGCUAUUACUAUGGACUUGGAAGAGACACUGUGGAUUCAAUUGCCAGAGAGGGUCUUGCAACGUGUAUUCAUUUAGAACUAGAGGGUGUGCGUAGCUUGAAAAAUACCUACUUUAAACCCAGAUAUAUCCUGGUGGUACCAAUGAACAAAGUAAAAUAUGAGCGACAUCUACGGAGGAAAGGAUUAUACAGCAGGCCAGAGAUAGAAGAAGCAGUAUCCAGAGUGGACAUGUACAUCAAAGUAAGUGAGGAUCUGCCCGGAUACUUUGAUGCAGUAAUCAGCGCAGAUGAAUUGGAUGAGGCAUUUGCAGAGCUGAGUUUCCUGAUAAAGGAAUACCUGGGCCUGGAGCCACCUGCCAUUUCUGAUAGCAGUCAAAACAUGAAUAGCAAAGCAGGAACAGGUUCAAGAAUACGUUUCUUGCAAGAGCAAAGAUUGUCACCCAGCAGAGUAGCGACCGGCACUACUCAAUCUUCAACUAUCAAUGAGUUCUUGGACUCUUCUGCCAAAAAUUAUUCAGGAGACACUUUGGACAAACUUACUGCACAACUGAGCACUGUGGAAGAAGCUUCUCUCCAAAGACGUCAUGCUGCAGCACGUCAGGCUCUGUCAGGAAAGGCACCUGGUGCAUACGUCCAGCUGUUUCAAAGGGACCUUGGAAUCACUCCUGCACCAGGCAGCUCCCAGCAACAAUUACUGGAGCCAACAGCACGUAAUUCUCUGGUCUCAGAUGGAAAGAGUGUCACCCAAAACCAUGGCUUCCCCCUGAUUAGCACAGAAAGCAAAAAGAGUAAAAUUAAAAAAACCAACAAGGGGUAAGAUCAUGAAUGUUUUGACCUCCAGGAACAGGCAAUAAAGCAAAUAUUGUUUGCCAAGAUCAGGGUCUGCAGAUUAGUCUGACAUCUUACUGGGCAAUUGUGUCCAGGUCCCAGUUUUGUUGCUUUAUUUCUCAGUGCUGAGAUCUUUCUUAAUAGGAUUUUGUGAUGUCCCUUAUGGUGCUCCAUGGGCAGAAACCUUAGGGUGCUGGGACUGCAAAUAGGAUCAUAGAGUCAUUAAGGUUGGGAAAGACCUCUAAGCUCAUCAAGUCCAACCAUCAGCCCACCCCCACCAUGCCCACUAAACAUGUCCCUCAGUGCCACAUCUCCAUGUUUCUUGAACACCUUCAGGGACAGUGAGUUCCCCACCUCCCUGGGCAGCCUGUGCCAAUGCCUUAACACUUUCUGAGAAUAAAUUUUUCCUAAUUUCCAACUGGACCUCCUCUGGCACUGCUUAAGGCCAUUACUUCUCAUUCUAGAGAGGUACUCACUGUACCAGUAGAGGUGCUUGUAAGGCUAUUGCGUAAGCCAGCUAUUAAAAUAAUCUGGUUACAGCAUAGCAAGGUGAGGAGAAGAGAGAAGGAGUGAAAUACAGAGUGGAGUUAGGAACUAGUGAGCUGGUGAUUGGAAAAUUCUUAACCUGUUACUGUACCUUUAUCUGUAAGUUUGAUAGAGGAGGCAGAACCUCAACACAGUUCAUAACUGAACUGUGCAUUUAGCAAGGAGCUAUCUCAAAACAUAAUCAAAUGAAGAAUAUCUGUCAAUUGAUAUACUAUGCCAACACGUGCAAUGAUGUAUGUUAGGGUUUGGCAGUCCAGUGCAAGCGUAAUCUAAACAGAACGUGUAGCAGUCCAGGGCUUUAGUCUUCUACUCAUUACUAAUAUAAUCUGUGUUUAGUGCAUACAGACUCCAUUUAUCUCAUUAUUCCAUGGGGUAUUCGGGUCCUUUUUUUUAAAUUCACUUCCUUUCCAUUUAAAUGAUGGGAAAAUAGAGGUGGAGGCAAAAGCUUGAAGUUAGGGCACAUACCUACUCACAUGUGGUAGUUUUCUGUCAUGGGGAAGGUCUAGACAUAGAUUAUUAGCAGAUUUUAAACUCUAAUUUCUCCACUUACUUUUUGAUUGCUUGCUUAUUCUGAGUAGCAUUCCAAGAAACCUUAAUCAUUUCCCAUGAUGUUUGUACUAGAGAAGCCUUUUGCUAAACUCUGUGCAAGUAAAUAAGGAAAUGAGCAUUACAGUAAAGCCUCAUGUCAAGGUUUAUUAAAACUCACUGCUUGGCUAAGACUAAAAUAAUAGGGAGGCAUUUAGUGAAGCACCCAGUCUUCCUCUGUAUUAGUUUUGUUAUAGCUGCUGUCAGAGCUAUCACAGUAUAACACCUUAGUCAGAAUUAUUGAGUAUCUUAAGACAAAUGUGCUUGUCUGCUGCCACAAGUAAACAUGGGUUACGCUUGCAAGACUGCAGUUGUCAUAAUUUACACCACUUCCCUAUGUGGAAGAAGGUGCUACAUCAAAAACACGAUUUCCUCACAGAGAAAUCAUAAUUACAACCAACACAGGAUAAUGAUGCUGGUAAUUUAGUUUUUAUUUUGUGAGUUGCUUGCUUACGUGUUACAUGACAGAGAUUUCUGCUGUAGUGCUGCAUUAGUAGGGUUCUUGUCAGUAACCUAUCUGUAUUAUUUUGAGGAGAGCUUGGGCGCCUGCCUUACUGCUACACCCAGGAGUCAUCUCCUGCCAAGUGGUAGGUAAAUUACUUCCCACAGUUUAUCUUGUUUUAUGCUCUUUUAUAAAGGAACAGCUAGGAAGAAGAGCAGUGAAGAUGUUUCUUCAACACCAAGUAUGCUGGAUUUUGAUAUUGUUGAAUUGUCCAAGCUGUUUUUAUACUGAAGCUGGAUUCACUGCUCAUGAUUUCUUAUCAUUCUCACAGUUACGUCUGGUGCAUAUUAGGGGCAGCUAAAAUGGGACUACACCUCGGGCUGAGCACAGGGCUAUAGCAUUCAGUGUUGGGUGAACAGCCUUGGAUUCAAUUGGACCUCAGAGGAAGAUACAAACACUCAGUUCAUUACAGAAUGUAAUAUCCCUUUACCUUGAAGGCAGUAGAAAAUAUCACACAGACUUCUACGCUACCUCUAGUUAGAAGAUAAUUACCUGUUUCUUAUGGGAGUAACACACUUUUUAAUCUCAUUAUUCAUGAUCCCUUCUUCUCACUGCAUGGUUUUAUUAAAAUACCACAGAAAUUCUCUCCCUGUUCCUUGGAAUGCUGUGAUCACAGUAUUCUCACAAGGUAUAAUGCAUCUUGCAAGAAUUAGAGGAUGAAAUUCUUUUGGCCUGCACUAUGAAUAAGGUCAGGGUGGGUAAUCUUAGAGCUUCCUCACAGAUUCAUUAUGUCUAUGAAUCAGUUUGAUCAGAACAGUGCUUUCUAUAUGAAGGCAGACAUUAUCAAAUGUCUUAGGCAUUGCUCCAGAAAUAUGUUACGGUUUAACAUUAAAGAGGUAGUUAUUGAUCUCUCCAUAUCAAUCAGGGCCUUUCACUUUUCUUCAAGUAAAUUGAUAUUAUAUAGAUGGAAAUGGAAAGCCUAUACCAGAAUAAGGCUGGUCAUUAUCUUUGUCACAUUUAGUCAUUUUUGCCUUAAUAUGAAGGGUCUCAGACCACUCAGAUUUUUUGGGGGGUUAGUUUUUCUGUAAGACACCUAAUAGGUCAGAGGUGCCUUGGUUCUAGCUCAUUGGUAAAUGGCUACUUGUGAUCCAGGUUGUCACUGGAGUACUACAGAACUGCUUCUUUUCAAGGUAAUUCCCAUUUUAUUUUACUUACCAAAAGAAGCUGUUGUCUGUUGUCUGAUUUGGUAAUCACAGACUCAUAGAAUGGUUGGGUUGGAAAGGAUCCUGGCUGCCCCCCACCACACCAAGCUUCCCAGGGCCCCAUCCAACCUGGCCUAGAGCACCUCCAUGGAUGGGGUAUCCACGUCUUCCCUAGUCAACCUGUUCCAGUUCCUCACCACCCUCUGAGUAACAUCUUUCUAACAUCUGACCUAAAUCUCACCUCUUUUAGUUUAAAACCGUAACCUCUAUCCUAACACUAUCAGACUCCAAAUAAGGAGCCAUGAGUUCUGAUCUCAGAUCUGAUAUUCAGAAGCCAUCUGGCCAUGGUCCUGGGCAACCUGCUCUAGUUGGCCAUGCUUGAGCAGGGGAGUUGGACUAGAUAGAUCCAGAGGUCCUUUCCACUUUAAACUCUGUGAUUCUCUGAAGUUGAUUCACUGUGUGGCAUGAACCUCUUUGUAACGACUCUUAGUGUGAUUAAUUAGUUAAAUUGAUAAAUGAAAACGGAGAGAGCUAGUAGUUCUAUUUGCUAGCACUGGAAGUUUUGAGAGAACUGUAAUGUGUGAAAAAUCUUUAUGUAACUGAUAAGCACUGGCAUGCAUUUCUGAAUUCUGGUUGAGCUGUGUGAUUGCAACAUUAGUAAUAGUACCAGACUUGGUGUAUAUGCUUUUUUCUCACUA